Heterocephalus glaber (naked mole-rat) is the source of this 6532-nucleotide messenger RNA. It is a transcript of the gene Rbm15b, whose product is annotated as RNA binding motif protein 15B. NCBI's taxonomy places the organism in Eukaryota, Metazoa, Chordata, Mammalia, Rodentia, Bathyergidae. Gene Ontology annotation, molecular function: RNA binding. The record is from RefSeq and is a predicted model, not a curated record.
CUGGGCCGCCGCCGUCGCCGCCGCUGUGAAGGGUCCGCGGGCCGCCCGCCCGCCGCGCCGGCGCCAUGAAGCGGCAGAGCGAGCGAGACUCCAGCCCGAGCGGGCGUGGCUCGUCGUCGUCGGCAAAGCGGCCGCGGGAGCGCGAACGGGAGGCGGAGGUGGGCGGGCGGCGAGCGGUUCAUAAGGCCUCUGGCGGUGCCAAACACCCAGUUCAAGCGCGGGCCCGCGACAAGCCCCGCGGUACGGGGGGCGGCGGGGGCGGACAUCGCGACGGCCGCGGCGCCGGGGACGCAAAUCACCGUGCGGGCAGCGGACGCUCCUCGGGCUCUGGAGCUGGCGGUGGGGGACGCGGCGGCAAGGCCUCGGGGGACCCGGGCGCCUCGGGCGCGUCGCCCCGCGCUUCUCCGCUGCCGCCGCCCCCGCCGCCGCCCGGGGCCGAACCUGCAGGUCCUGGCUCUGCAGCCGUGCCGGAGUACAAGACGCUACUCAUCAGCAGCCUGAGUCCUGCGCUGCCCGCCGAGCACCUUGAGGACCGGCUGUUCCACCAGUUCAAGCGCUUCGGCGAGAUCAGCCUGCGCUUGUCGCACACGCCGGAGCUGGGGCGCGUGGCCUACGUGAAUUUCCGGCACCCGCAGGACGCGCGCGAAGCCCGCCAGCACGCCCUAGCCCGCCAGCUGCUGCUGUACGACCGCCCGCUCAAGGUGGAGCCGGUGUACUUGCGCGGCGGAGGGGGCGGGAGCAGCCGAAGAAGCAGCAGCAGCAGCGCUGCCGCCACCACGCCGCCUCCGGGACCGCCCGCGCCCGCCGACCCUCUCGGCUACCUGCCGCUGCACGGGGGAUACCAGUACAAGCAGCGCUCACUGUCCCCGGUCGCCGCCCCGCCCCUGCGAGAGCCUCGGGCCCGCCACGCCGCUGCAGCCUUCGCCCUGGACGCCGCCGCCGCCGCCGCCGCGGGGCUGUCCCGGGAGCGGGCCCUGGACUACUACGGGCUGUAUGACGACCGCGGGCGCCCGUACAGCUACCCAGCCGUGUGUGAAGAGGACCUGAUGCCUGAGGACGACCAGCGGGCCACUCGAAACCUGUUCAUCGGGAACUUGGACCACAGCGUAUCCGAGGUGGAGCUGCGCAGGGCCUUCGAGAAGUACGGCAUCAUUGAGGAGGUGGUAAUCAAGAGGCCUGCCCGAGGGCAGGGUGGGGCCUAUGCUUUCCUAAAGUUCCAGAACCUGGACAUGGCCCACAGGGCUAAGGUGGCUAUGUCAGGCCGGGUGAUUGGCAGAAAUCCCAUUAAGAUAGGUUAUGGCAAGGCCAACCCCACAACUCGCCUCUGGGUGGGUGGCCUAGGACCCAACACUUCACUGGCAGCCCUGGCCCGGGAGUUUGAUCGCUUUGGAAGCAUUCGGACCAUUGAUCACGUCAAAGGAGAUAGCUUUGCCUACAUACAGUACGAGAGCCUGGAUGCAGCCCAGGCCGCCUGUGCUAAAAUGAGAGGCUUUCCUUUGGGUGGUCCAGACCGCAGGCUCCGAGUGGAUUUUGCCAAAGCAGAAGAGUCUCGGUAUCCCCAGCAGUACCAGCCCUCACCCCUCCCUGUGCACUAUGAGCUUCUCACAGAUGGAUAUACCCGGCACCGAACCUUGGAUGCGGACCUGCGGGUGCGGGAUAGGACCCCUCCACACCUUCUGUACUCAGACCGAGACCGGACCUUUUUGGAAGGGGACUGGACCAGCCCCGCUAAAAGUUCUGACCGCAGAAACAGCCUGGAGGGUUAUAGUCGCUCAGUGCGCAGCCGGAGUGGUGAACGCUGGGGAGGGGAAGGGGACAGGGGCAUGCCCAAGCCCUGGGAAGACAGGCGCAAGCGGAGGAGCCUUUCCAGUGACCGCGGAAGGACAACUCACUCUCCUUAUGAGGAACGGAGCAGGACCAAGGGUGGUGGGCAGCAGUCUGACCGCAGCUCAGACCGCACCCCUGAGCGCAGCCGAAAGGAGAACCACUCUGGUGAAGGGACCAAGGAGUCAGGCAGCAACUCUCUCAGCAACAGCAGACAUGGGGCUGAGGAGCGAAGCCACCACCACCACCACCACGAAGCUCCAGACUCUUCCCAUGGGAAGAAGAGAGAGAGUGAGCGCAAUCAUCGGACCACUGAGGCCGAGCCCAAGCCUCUCGAAGAGCCAAAACAUGAGACCAAAAAGCUGAAGACUCUUUCAGAGUAUGCUCAGACGCUGCAGCUGGGUUGGAAUGGGCUUUUAGUGUUGAAAAACAGCUGCUUCCCAACAUCUAUGCAUAUCCUAGAGGGGGAUCAGGGAGUCAUCAGCGGUCUCCUCAAAGACCACACUUCUGGGAGCAAGCUGACCCAGCUGAAGAUCGCCCAGCGCCUUCGACUAGACCAACCCAAGCUUGACGAGGUCACACGACGCAUCAAGCAGGGGAGCCCCAAUGGCUAUGCAGUGCUCCUAGCCACCCAGGCAGCCCCCAGUGGGCCUGGCACUGAGGCGAUGGCCACAGUGGAGCCAGGCCUUCAGAGGCGGCUUCUCAGGAACCUGGUCUCCUACUUGAAACAGAAGCAGGCUGCAGGGGUAAUCAGCCUGCCAGUGGGGGGGUCCAAGGGCAGAGACAUCACAGGCAUGCUCUAUGCCUUCCCACCCUGCGACUUCUCCCAGCAGUACCUCCAGUCAGCGCUGAGGACAUUGGGCAAGCUGGAAGAGGAACACAUGGUGAUAGUUAUAGUAAGAGACACUGCCUAGCCCAAACUCAAAAGCAGUUACUUGCAAAUCUGAUCCCUUCUCUACCUGCUCCCUUGGUUUGAAUUAUCUGCUGGAUUAAUUUAGUUCAUUUGGUGGGGGGAUCAGUCUGUCCACUAAAUCUAAGUUCUUAGAUUUUGGGGGACUUUUUUUUACGAUGACAAGAACCCCUGUUACGUUGACUUCUCUAUGAGAUACUGUCUGCUGUAUUCUGUAUUUUUUUAUUUUUUGACUAACUGUAUGGAAAGUUGUCAGUAAAGCCUUUGUCAGAGGAUGGAUUUCUAAUCCGUUCAGUGUCCAAGUUUAAUCAAGUUUUUUCUUAAAAGAAUGGAACUUUCCCAGUGCAUGCCCUGGUCACAUUUCUGGCACUACUGUGUCCAAAAGGCCUGCUGUAUUUUGGUGGCUCUCAGCUAUUAGGCUGUCAGGACUCAUACUCAGUUUUUUUGUUGUUGUUUUUUUUUUUUCAUACUCAGUUUUAAUCUUAGCUGAUACUGGCACACACAGCCCUGGGCCCUGCUGUGUACCCACCCACCUGACUAGAUCCCCUUCAAAGGAAUGGGUGAGCCUAAGGUCUGUGCCAACAGCUGCUAGUAGUUUCUGGUUUGGUUUUCCCUGCCCUUAGUAUGUGUCCAUCAGUUCAGUCUGUGUUUGUUGGACAAAGUGCCCAAUUAUAAAACCUGUUUGAUGGUGGAUAGUUUUCAACAGUUGUUGUGCAUGGGGGAGGAGCAGUGCAAUGUUGAUGCCAAGAGGUCUCAGUGCCUGCACACUUGUCAGGAUCCUUCUGGCCUAGCCUCCCUUUCUAGCCUUACCUAACAUGGGGGUCUUAGAGGCGGUGGAGCAUUGGAGGCAGCCUGCCUUGGUUAACUCUUGAACCAUACUCAGGAGUCUCAUUUUUGGCUCUUCCUUCGGUCAUUCAGGGCUGAUAUGUCAAUAAGGUGGGCCUGUGCCCAGUCACACAUCUAGAGCUUUGUGGAGAGCAACGAAUCCCCAGUUGAAGUACUUCUCACAGUGCUUUCGGGUUGUGCAGUGGGUUAGGAAGAUGUCCUUGGUAAGUGACCUAACAAGUUUCUUGCUCCAAUAAAAGUUAAGUGAGGAAUGCUAAGAAACGGAUUUUCUCUUCUACAAAAAAUGACACAGUCGCUGAGGUUUGGGGCAGGGCUAAAGCAAAGCCACUCAAACCAGGCUGGGGAAGGAAAGGAUGUGGAGGAUCCUCUAGUUGGGUGGGAAAAGUGGCCUGAACAGUUACAGAAUUCUGCCUUCACUGGUCGGUCUGGUUGGUUAGGUGGGCAGUGCUGACAGACAAGUUCAUUGGUGCCAGGGACCAGGGAGGAAACAGAGCAUACAGUGGCUGUCACCAAACACAGCCCAAAUAGCAUUCAGCUAUUUAUGUGGCAGUGUGGAUAUUCCGAAAGGAUGGUUGUCGGGUCUGAGGAGUAGGAGCUCUAUUAAGAGACAUGUACUUCCAGGUGAUCAGAAGCUGUAGGUUCUGCUGGCCAGGCCAGUGCUCCAGGUCUGGCCCACUCUCCAGCCAGCAUGGGUGACAAUGAGAUCUGAGGUAAGUGCUCUGUGCAGGCAGGGGCUAUGUACAGGCUCCAUGGAGGAGAUGACUGUCCACAAGGAUACAGCUGUCUUUUAGACCCUGGAGACAGAGUCAGCAGGGGUCUGUGCUUCGAAAGUACACCAGGGCUACCCCUUGGACCCUUCCUGCCCCUCAGGAGCUUUCCUAGUAAUAAAUAUCUUCCUACUUAAAGAAAAGUACAUCAUUCACUGGGCUUCAGCCAGCCAGUGCUCACAAGAAUGAGUGCAUUCAUAAAACAACACAACAAAGUGUUGAACAUGUUUAUUGGCCUGUUUCUAUGUGACCUGUGGCCACAGUUGCCAGGUACUAAGCAAGUCCAUUGGGCACCUGAGGAUACAACUUGGGUAGGUGGCACUGCCAGAAACAGAAGGGGCCUCAUCUUGAAGUGCACUGCAGUUUCCUCUGUAUGCCUUCAACAAGUCACAGGCAGAGCUGCCAUGUCACCUCUGGGCUGCCUAUCUUCCUUCACAGAAUGUGGCUCAGCUACCCCAGGAAGAACCAAGUAAAAGGAGAUACGCUCCUUAGCCUGGGUGGAAGACACCACCAGUUUUUGCCUUGUCUACCCUCCUAAGGGCCCUUAUGGCCUCAGAAAUAACCAGAGUUUUGAUGAAGAGCCACAGCCCAUUGUGUGACCCCUCUCCUUUGGACCUCAACCACAUCCUUCCUUUGGCUUUUUAGGCACAAGGUUCUAAGACCUCUCAGGCCUUGGCAGCACUGAAGAAAGUAAGUCAGGUGGCCAAGGCCUUGGCUGCUUCAUGACAACCCAGUGAGAACUGGAACUCUCCCAUGCCUCCACCUGGGAAUCAGGUCCUAGCCAACAGGUUGCUUGAAGGGAGAGAGCAUGAAGUGGGGAAGUCUAUCUCAUCAAUGGUGUACUAUUGGUCUGUAUGUUUCUUCCUAAGUGAUUCCAAUUUUGACCCCUGGCAGAAUAAGGAAGAGUACAUGUCCCUUAAGGCACUUCCCUAAGGAUAUGUUGUCAAGUCAACGAGAACUCUGCUUUCCUAUGAGCGGUGCCCAUCUCCACCUCAGAGACCUGUGGGUACUCCCAAGAGCUCCUGGCAGCUUCAGGGAUGCACUCAGCUGUUAGUAUGGGUGCACUGCUGCUGAUUGCAGUGGUCCUGGCAGUCAGGCUAUCCCACUGGUUAGUGCUAGCUACCAUUUAAAGCUAAGGCAUGAAGCAAAUGAGCUGAAACCUCUGCUCUAGAGGACCAAGAAGUGCUAUGUGGUCCAGGACCACUUCAGUGCGUAUGACAAACUAUGUUGCUCCUGAGCCCGCUAGGGCUUUUCCUGCCCCUGGAGAGUUUUGGCUGUCUUGUGUUGCUUCUUUAUUUCAUAAAUGCCAAACGCGCCACCUCUUCUUUCAGUAAAGGAAGAAAAAAAUCUCUUAAGCUGUAUUCUAUGUAACAGAAACCAAGAAGCUGUUUUUCAGGCAAAAUCAAAGGGAGAGAAGUCAGAGUCUUCUGUUUAUUAUGGGAAGAAAAAUGGGUGGGGUGAAACAAUGUCAGAGCCCUGGAACUUUUCUCUGAUGGUUACACAGUCUAAGAAUAGGCCAAUUUUAGCCCUGAAGCAGGUACAAACUCAACCUGACCAAACCCCAACUAGCCCUCAGCCACCAGGACUAGAGAACUAAAAAGUCCUGUGUCAUAUGCCCUUAUGGCAGCCACAAUCCCAACUAUAGGGAUGGCCGAAAUGCUCUUUUUAGCACUGCCAGCCCAUUCCUCCAAAAUUUCCUAGGGCCCCUGCUUUUGCAGCUCUACUAAGUCUGUAGUCAGGAGCUGCCCUCUUGAUCCAGAACAUGGGAAUGGAGAGAUGUAUCCACUGUGGACAAUGCCCUGAGCUCUGCCCUCACCUGUUACCUUUCCAAAAGAGGUCCUCAACCCAAGCCACAGUCCAGGGCCAGACACUGACUGACCUACUGUUCUCCAAGGGUGCAUUAGUUGGGCAAAAUGUUCUCACCAUCACCCUGCUCUGCCUCUCUUGGAAGGAAGGCAUCUUUUGUGUGGCCUGCCAGAGCUGCAAGGAAAGGGCGAUCCUACUUUGGUAAAAGAGAACAGAGAAAGGCCAUAAACAAAGACUUGUUGUUUAUUUUGUAUUUUUUUUUAAAUAAAUACACUUUACAUUAAAGAAAAAGGCCUUUGAUUUGUAAUUUCCACAUUGGGGAGAAAGAGAAGAAAAAAAGGAAUCUGAAAAACUGAAUCACAAAAAUAGAGGGAGUGAA